AAUAAUUUUAUAAUAGAAAGAAUUAGAAAUCGUAAUAAAUUUUAUAUUUUUAAAACAUGCAUUUAGGAAAUUAUGUACUCGAUAGUAAAGAGAAUGAUAGUUUUGAUGAAAGUGAUAAUAGUAUACAAAUUUUGUCAGAUGAUAAUAGUUUAAGUAAUAAUGAUGAUAUAGAAAAUAAAACUAAUGAAAAACAUUUUGAUUCAAAUAAUGAUUGUAUAUCUAAUUGUGCAAGUAAUGGAACAGAAUCAAUUUUAUUAAAAGAAAAUGAGAAAGAAGAUGAAGUUAUAAAAGCAAUAAUUAAAUCAAAAGAUAUAAGUAAUAAUCAUCCUCCAUCUAUUACAACAGAAGAUUAUGUUGUUGAUAUAUGUUUUCAUCCUAAUUUAAAUAUGAUUGCAAUAGCUGAUAUUGGAGGAGAUAUAUAUUUAUAUAAAUAUAGCAAUACAAAAGUGGAAUUAAUAUCAACUUUGGAAUUACAUCUUAAAGCAUGUCGUGAUAUAGAAUUUAAUGAAAAUGGUACGAUUUUAUUUUCUACUGCUAAGGAUUUAUGUAUGAUGCUCACUGACUUAGAAACUGAGAAAUUAAUAAGACUUUAUGAAAAUAUACAUGAGCAACCAAUAUAUACAAUGACUAUAAUUGGAGAACAUAUGUUUGCAACUGGAGAUGAUAAUGGAGUAGUUAAAAUGUGGGAUCUUCGACAAAGAGGGAAUAUGCCAGUAUUUUCUUUAAAAAAAAUGGAAGAUUAUGUAAGUGCUAUAACAACAAACAGAGAAGCAAAAUACUUAGUUUGUACAUGUGGUGAUGGAUCUCUUACUACAUUUAAUAUACCAGGAAAAAAAUUGCAUGUUCAAUCAGAAGAGUAUCAAGAAGAAUUAACAUGUCUUGGUUUAUUCAAAUCUGAAACAAAAAUCUUAGUAGGUACAAAUAAAGGAAAAAUGUAUGUAUAUAAUUGGGGAGAAUUUGGUUUUCAUUCAGAUGAAUUUCCAAAUUUAACUAAAAAAGCUAUAAAUUGUAUGAUUCCAAUUACUGAAAAUAUUGUAAUAACAGGUGGAGAAGAUGGAAUGCUUAGGGCUAGCAGUUUAUUUCCUCAUUAUCAUCUUGGAAUAGUAGGACAACAUAAUCUUUCUAUUGAAACACUUGAUAUUAACAGUAAUGGUAAUCUAAUUGCAUCUUCUUCACAUGAUAAUGAUAUCAAAUUCUGGAAUGUACAGUAUUUUGAAACUUUGGAUGUUAAUAAACAAUGCAUAAAAGGUGGAAGGCAAAGGCAAUUAAAAUGUAAUCUUCCUAGUAGUAAAAUUGAUAAUGCAUCUACUUUUUUUUCGGAUCUUUAAUAAAAAAAAAAGAAUAAAAAUAAUAA
Messenger RNA from Apis mellifera (honey bee), 1354 nucleotides. Its product is annotated as WD repeat-containing protein 55 homolog. The record is from RefSeq and is a predicted model, not a curated record. NCBI's taxonomy places the organism in Eukaryota, Metazoa, Arthropoda, Insecta, Hymenoptera, Apidae. The transcript is spliced from 8 exons. Bases 57 to 1328 code for a protein of 423 amino acids. Gene Ontology annotation, molecular function: protein binding.